AUGGAUUCAUUAGAAGCCAUCUCCUCUCGCUCUCUCUUCUUGGAAACGUCAUGUUUCGUGCAAGCCGUAGUCAGAUCUGAAGCCAAAGCGAAGAGAGUCAUGAACGACUUCCCCGACUUUGAAAGAUCCAGCCUCGACUUUUCGAUAGUGCCCGACAUCACAGCGCCAGGGGCUUUUGACCAGUGCAUCAAGGACGCACCACCUCUUGACGUGAUUAUCCGCGCGGCUUCCCCGUUCAAAUAUACCGAGGCCAAGACACAUUCCGAUUCCAUCAACCCAGCGAUCCACGGGACAACGGAAAUACUGAAGUCUGCCGCGAAGGAGGAGGGAACCUCUGGCGAUUUGUCACUGGCGUACUGGGCAAGCAAGACCUUUGCAGAGCAGGCCGAAUUCAUGAAGACCCAGAAACCGAGCUUUGAGCUCGGAGCUCGGAGCUCGUCGUCCUCAACCCGCCCAUCGUUUACGGACCUCUCAGGCAUAGCAUUGAUUCGGGGUCCUCCAGUCCCAGAAGACUUUUUGCACGUCUAUGUCGCUGUUCGAGACUUGUCGUUCGCACAUUACCAGACUGCAUUUGCUCCCGGAGUUGGGGGACGUCGAUUUCUCGUCACGCCGGGCAGCAAUAGCAACCAGGAGAUAUGCGAUAUUUUGAGAAAGGAGUUUCCGGAGCUGGAUGAGAAGAUCCCGCUCGGGCGUCCAGGUCAGCAUGCCUUACCUGCGGGCUCUUUCAAGAUCGACAAUUGGUCGUCGCAAAAGGAGUUGGGUGUGACAUAUCGACCGUUCGAGACGACUGUCGCAGAUACAGCGAGGAAUCUGCUGGAGAUGGAAAAGGCGCUGACUGCAAAGGCAUGA
Cladophialophora psammophila CBS 110553 is the source of this 849-nucleotide messenger RNA. RefSeq lists its product as uncharacterized. Lineage: Eukaryota; Fungi; Ascomycota; Eurotiomycetes; Chaetothyriales; Herpotrichiellaceae. The coding region runs from base 1 to 849 and encodes 282 amino acids. The record is from RefSeq and is a predicted model, not a curated record. The transcript is spliced from 4 exons.